This is a messenger RNA of Wasmannia auropunctata (little fire ant), 2591 nucleotides long. RefSeq lists its product as uncharacterized. Lineage: Eukaryota; Metazoa; Arthropoda; Insecta; Hymenoptera; Formicidae. The record is from RefSeq and is a predicted model, not a curated record. The transcript has a single exon. Bases 1542 to 1898 code for a protein of 118 amino acids.
AAACCAGUUCGCGAACGAGAAAUCGGCGCGCAGCGCGCCGCGACACCGCAUAAAUCGCCCGGGCCCGACAUGAGUGACGUUAACUGCUGCUAACACGCGUGGGUGUGACGCGCUCUGUGGACCACACAGUGGCCCGGCAGUUUCCCCCCUCCCCCCCUCCGGCUUAAUUCCCUUUCGCACACUCCCUGUGCCCUCCUCGUCUUCUCGCCGGCGCGCUCUUUCGCGUCGAGCUGGGUCGGCGAGCCUGACGGUUAACGCGCGACUGAAGGGAUAAUUACAGUGCAGUUAUAAUAAUUGCAGCCGUGUAAUUACCGAUAAUUACGACAGCGACAUGUACAUAAAAUGAUCGUUAAAUCGACGUCUUUUCACUUGAGGCCGAUGAUCGCUCGAGAGAGACGUCGGCUCGUACAACACCUCUAAGGGUCUGCAAGAAGGAAUCCGGCGAGGCUCUUUUUUUUUAAUUCGCCACUGCCACCUCCCUGAGUUUUAAAUGCCUGGUAAAUUAUUUCGAUUGCUUACUCAGGACGAAUGAAUCUUGAGGGGCCUCGUAAAAUUCGUACCCUUGGCGUGUAUGUAUUUUCACUCGCGAAUGCCGCGCCGCGUAUUCCGCUACUAUUUUCGUUGCACACUUUUGCCACCUCCCAGGUUUCGUGCUUCCCUUUCGUUGCAGCAAGCUGCGUUAAUCUGCUUUAUUUAGUCUGAACGAAAAACGCGGCGGCAGCAAUAUAUUUUUGUAUAUAUAAUUUCCAAGCCUUCCCAGUUAUUACGCGCAUUCCGCAAAAUACCAAUGCUUCAUUCCAUCCUCUCGUUCCUAUUCUCUUUCUAAAGCUUUUUAUCUAUCGCUAACUCUUCCACACGCGGAAAGAACGAUUUUGCUGGAGGGUCUAAAAAUUUGCUAAAUACAGAUCUGAAAGUAAUUCUUGCUGAAUCAUCAGAAUAGUGUUGUUGGAAAGUCAAAAAUGAUAAACAUUUUUAAUUAUUUUAUAUUGACCAACAAAAUUAUUUUGAUUGUAUAUAUAAUAACAAAAAUUACUUUCAGAUCUGAAUCCAGCAAAAUCGCGUUCUUUCCGUGGCACUUUUCGUUUCCGCACUCGAGACAUUAAUUGCUUUCUAUUUCGUGAAUUUUACGAUCCUCCCCCCUCCCCCCUUGAGGGGUCCUCAGCAUGUUCCCUAAAACCGUGUCUCAUAAAUAUCUUUAAUUAGAUAUCAUCUUCUCUUGUGUAAUAAACUCCAUCCGCCGUUUUAUCGGGUGUUCAGAGACACCCGAGCGACAGAACGGGGCAGAACAAAGCGGAUUAGCGAAAGAGUUGAGAGGGAGAGAGGGCUUCUCGCUCAAGAACGCGUGAUUUUCAAUCUUUCUCUAUAGGUGCGGCUUUUUCCCGCGGUUCUCGGCGCGAAAAAAAAAAUCAAAAGAGAGAGGAAAGCUCGAAAAAGAAACUGACUAUUUUCUAGCUGACUAUACGACCCUGCUGAAGCUGAAGGCGCCCACGUGGACGCGACACGAUCUCCAGGAGGCGAUCGAGGCCGUGGUGACACAGAAGAUGCGCUUCACCCAGGCGUCGACCAAGUACGGCAUUCCCAAGGGCACCCUCUACGACAACAUCCUCGGCAAGUCCAAGAGGAUGAUGAUCCUCGAGGAGACCGCCCUCGAUCCGGGCGAGGAAACGGCGGUGCUCGAGUUCUGCUGCGACAUCAGCGUCAGCCCGUACAAUCGGCGGACGAAGAAGUCCCUGAACGCGAUACUGAACUUCGUCGAGCGGCUCAGGCGGAAGCACGACCCCGGCUUCAUGUUUACCGGGCUGUCGGGCUUCCGCUGGUGGUGGGCCUUUUGCAAGAAGCACUCGAUAGUCUCGCUCUACGUCAACGACGAGAACGAGAACGGUGCCGAUUCCUCUUAACGUAGCCCGCGAUCCGAUCCGUCGAGAGAAUUGCCGGAGAGAAAUUGAUCGCGGAGAGACGUGGUUUUAUAUUUAAAAAAAAAAAGAUUAAAAUAACCUUUGUUUUGCAAGAUCAAACGUGAUGUUUUGUACGUUCCAGGUUUCGCGCGGCGCGACAAAUCUUACGGCACGCGUCGAAUCUUUAUUUAUAUCUACUGAUCUUAUUUUCUUUUUCGUCGCACACAGAUAUAACAUUCGCGAGCAAUUUCGUAGUAUACUUGCGAGAUCGUAAAUCGGUGAAAAUUUGCCUCGUCUACUCUUUUCUUCCGACAGAGAAACGACGAGUACUCGAUCUUUUCGACGGACGUUGAUGUCUCUUUAUUAAAAGUAGAAUCGCCCGCGAAGGUGUAACCAGAGGUGAGAUUCCGCCGCGUGCAGUCUCUCUCUCUCCCGAUUGUCGCGAGACUGCGAGACUCGUCGGCCGCGGGAAAUACGACGGGGGAGGGGGGGAAGGUCGCGGCGGUCCCUCUGUCUCGCGCGGAGGGACGGAGAAAUGAAGAAAAAUGUGGAAACAAAAUUUAAUGUCCCGGCGACAACGAGUUCAUUCGGCGUGGACAUUAAGGUAAUACGGGGAUACGCGGUGAGCCGGAUUUUCCGAGCGACGCCGCUCUGGCCGACACCUCGUGAUACGCUAACUUGCAGUCUCGGACCGCG